This is a messenger RNA of Triticum urartu, 779 nucleotides long. The record is from RefSeq and is a predicted model, not a curated record. NCBI's taxonomy places the organism in Eukaryota, Viridiplantae, Streptophyta, Magnoliopsida, Poales, Poaceae.
GAACAAUACAUCAUCAAACACUCAGCGACACAACAACAAUCAGAACUGUACUAGCAACCAUCUUUGCCUGUUGCAGCAUCUGUAGCUUCCUUCUGCGCCUUCCAUCCACGGCUAAUUAAUGGCAACCAUGGUGACCAUGAGUUCCUUCGCCGGUGCCGCCGUCCUGCCGCGGGGCUCGGCUGGUCGCUUCGGCGCCCGGUCUCUGCCAGCGCUGGGCCGACGCGCCCUCGUCGUCAGGGCACAAACCGAGGGCCCGAGCACACCACCGCCAAACAAACCCAAGACGAGCACCUCGAUCUGGGACGCGCUGGCGUUCAGCGGCCCUGCGCCAGAGCGUAUCAACGGGCGCCUUGCCAUGGUAGGCUUCGUGACGGCGCUUGCGGUGGAGGCAGGACGUGGCGAUGGGCUCCUCUCGCAGCUCGGCAGUGGCACCGGGCAGGCGUGGUUCGCCUACUCCGUGGCAGUGCUAACCGUGGCGUCGCUGGUGCCACUACUCCAGGGCGAGAGCGCCGAGGGCAGAGCCGGCGCCAUCAUGAACGCCAACGCGGAGCUCUGGAACGGCCGCUUCGCCAUGCUCGGACUCGUCGCGCUCGCGGCCACCGAGAUCAUCACCGGCGCGCCUUUUAUCAACGUGUAAACUAGCUUUGUUGUCUCGACCCGAUAACACAACAUAUGUAGCUAGUACUAGUAGGACAUGUAAAUGAUGAGAGCUGAUCAUCUUUCAAAUUCUUUGUAGUGCUUAUACUAAUUAAAGAGAGUUCAUACUAUCGGAGCUGCUU